AAUCAAAUCUAAUAAUGAAAUUUUGUUCAAACAUCAAAGUCGUUGUCGUCGCACGCACACAUCGUAUAUAAAACGUAUACCCAAAACAGAGAGUUGGCCGACAGACGUUGCUACCGAAAGCAAACGGAAAAUAUCCAACCACCACAACAGCAAUAAGAAAAUCCAUCUGCAACAACAUUGGCGCAGCUUUGCCAAAAACAAAAGAAGAAGAAAACAACAACCAGUCGAGUAACAGUAAUAAAUUCAAUUUUGUUAAAGACUCAAAGAGCAAACAACAGCGAUUGAAAGAACCAGAAGGAACCGCAGCAGCAACGUCAGCCAGUCAGCAAAAUAUUCGUUCGUUUUUUGGAACUAACCACAGUUAUCGCAUAAAUAACAUAUAUAGAUAUACAAGUAUAUAUAUAUACAUACAUACUCGUAUAUAGAUAUAGACCAGCACAAACAUGUCAUCGGACUCCUCCAGUAGACGCAUACCAGUGCCCGAAGAGCUGAAGGAGGUGCUCUUGCAGUUCUCUAUAGCCUACCUGGUCGAACAGCCGGCUGAUAUUGUCGACUAUGCAGUCGACUAUUUCACCAAAAUGCAAGCAAAUCGUCCAACCAUCCUCAAUGACCAGCGGGGCGAUGAUCAGAGUAUUAACUCACAGGACGGCGAUGGUGAGUAUGAACCACCAAUAAUGCAGCAUUCACGUCGCAAAUCAGUCUUUGCCGAGACCUAUGAUCCCGAGGCGGACGAUGAUGACGAGGGCGCCACUGCCAUAUUCCCAAAAACAGAUGAGCAGCGUGCACGAUUGGUUGAGUCGGUGAAGAAUGUGCUGCUGUUUCGUUCACUGGAAAAGGAACAGAUGAACCAAGUGCUGGAUGCCAUGUUUGAGCGCAGGGUGGAGCCGGGCGAUUUCAUUAUACGCCAAGGCGACGAUGGCGAUAACUUCUACGUCAUUGAAUCUGGGAUAUUUAAAGUCUAUAUAAAUGACAAAUAUAUUAGCACUUACAACAACACUGGCCUUUUUGGCGAAUUAGCGCUGCUCUACAAUAUGCCCAGAGCGGCUACCGUACAGGCUGAAACCAGUGGACUACUCUGGGCCAUGGAUCGCCAGACAUUCCGACGCAUAUUGCUGAAGUCGGCAUUCAGGAAGCGGAAAAUGUACGAGGAGCUGUUGAAUAACGUGCCCAUGCUGAAGGCACUGCAGAACUACGAACGCAUGAAUCUGGCCGAUGCUCUGAUUUCGAAGACCUAUGAGAACGGCCAGCGCAUCAUCAAACAGGGUGACGAGGCCGACGGCAUGUACUUCAUUGAGGAGGGCACAGUGUCGGUGCGCAUGGAUCAGGAUAACUCGGAAAUAGAGAUUUCCCUACUGGGCAAGGGCCAGUACUUUGGCGAGCUGGCUCUGGUGACACAUCGGCCACGUGCUGCUUCCGUCUACGCCGUGGGUGGUCCUGUCAAGCUGGCAUUUCUGGAUGUGAAAGCGUUCGAGCGUCUGCUAGGACCUUGUAUGGACAUUAUGAAGCGCAACAUUGAUGAUUACGAGUCGCAGCUAGUUAAAAUAUUUGGCAGCAAAAAUAAUAUCACCGAUACACGAUAAAAAGUCUGAAUUACCAUAAAAACAAAAGCAACAGCAACAACAAAUACAGCCACAAAAAGUGAAGCAAAAGCAACCAACUACAUAAAUAUAUCGUACCAUCAGAAAUAAAAAGUAAUAUUAAUGCAUACGAGUAUAUCAACUGAUAGCACUUAUAGGCGGUUUGAGUUUAUAAUUUUAAAGAUGUUUUGAAGCUUAGAUGAAUCAAAUUUAAUGCCGUGAACGAAACAAUACAACAACAACAACAAGAGCAACAGCAACAACUGUUUCAACUACUUAUAUAAUAAAUGUAAAGAACGACAAAGCUAAAUCAAGAAGCCAAUGCAAAAGCACGAACCAAACAAAAAAAAUUAACACCCAAAUACACACACACACACACACACAGAAGCACAUUGACAUACAUACAUAAUUAUAUAUGUUAUAAGGUAAAGGAAAGCCAAUUCGAUUUAUGCUAUAAGGAAAUAAUAUUGAGAACACUAUAGAAAUGAUUUAAAAAUUAUUAUUAUUAUGCUAGUAAUGUUUCAAACACAGCAACAAAAAAACUAAACUAAACUAAACUUGAUUGAUAAAUUGUGUGUGUAUGUAUUAGCAAUUGUAAUGUUAUUUUGUAUUUAAUUGAUGCCCCAUACUGAAGGAACAACAACAAACUGAGUAUAUGAUGGAUAACACAGAUAUAUAGUAGAGUGGGAGAACGGAAGGAAAUCAUCAAAAGGAAUUAUGAUAAAUACUUAAUGUGGUACAAUCAUUCAUUGUGUCAUUAGCUCAAAUGUAAAGUGCAUAGUUAUAGUUUUGUUUUCUUUAUUAUUAUUCAUAUUUUGUUAUUAUAUUAUUUAAACUAUAUAUUAACGCAUAAUUUAGCACAAUACAUAUACAUAUUUUGUAAAAUGGAAAAACCCAACAAACAUACGAAAGCAAAAUGUCGGUACCAUACUGCUAUUUCAAAACAAACGAGUAAACGGUACAUUUCUGCUGCUAUUAUUUUAUUAAGUUAAUUAUAAAAGAAGAUCCUUGUUUCGAGAACAGCUCAGGAGUAUGUUCGCAAAAAAAGGAAAGGAAAAUGCAACAACAACAAAUGAAUGUCAACUUGCAUAUUUAUAUCAAUAAGCGCAAAUGAACACACAUCAACAACAAAGAGUUUAUAUCUACAAUACUUCUAAAAGUAAACCUAAAACAAUUAAUUUAUUUAUAAAAUAAAGUAAAAACAAAUCAUUGUACUAGUCUAUAUGUUAAGGGCUGCGUGCAGCUUUUACAAAAGAAUAAAUGAAUAAUAAUAAAAAGAAAUUCGGCAAGCAAGUAA
Scaptodrosophila lebanonensis is the source of this 2874-nucleotide messenger RNA. It is a transcript of the gene Pka-R2, whose product is annotated as cAMP-dependent protein kinase type II regulatory subunit. The record is from RefSeq and is a predicted model, not a curated record. NCBI's taxonomy places the organism in Eukaryota, Metazoa, Arthropoda, Insecta, Diptera, Drosophilidae. Gene Ontology annotation, molecular function: cAMP-dependent protein kinase regulator activity. Gene Ontology annotation, biological process: regulation of protein phosphorylation. Bases 444 to 1580 code for a protein of 378 amino acids. Gene Ontology annotation, cellular component: cAMP-dependent protein kinase complex. The transcript is spliced from 9 exons.